This is a messenger RNA of Rhodamnia argentea, 1379 nucleotides long. RefSeq lists its product as uncharacterized. Gene Ontology annotation, molecular function: S-adenosylmethionine-dependent methyltransferase activity. Lineage: Eukaryota; Viridiplantae; Streptophyta; Magnoliopsida; Myrtales; Myrtaceae. The transcript has 3 exons. The record is from RefSeq and is a predicted model, not a curated record. The coding region runs from base 452 to 1324 and encodes 290 amino acids.
CCCCUUCUCUCUCCCCUCUCUCUCUCUCUCUCUCUCUCUUACAUAUGCGAGUCUCUGAUCUGCAGAGAAUGGGAUUUUAGCAGUACUUUGCUGCAAUUUGGUUCCUUCGUUGUGAUCUUCUCCCGCUUUCCGCGUGGGGAUCUCCAGGAUCCGCGGCUGUGGCUCUGUUUCACUGUUUUCAAGAUGUGUAAAUCACUGUGAAUAGCAAACGUCCAAGGGCUCCACACUCUCUGGAUUGGCCUCUGUUCGUCUCCUCCCACAGAAGUUUUCAAGCAUCCUCUGGUUGAAUUGGAGGAACCAAACCUCAUUCCCUUUCAACCCCCAUCAGUACUCGCAAUUUACGGGAAACCUCACUGAAAAAGCACCAAACUUUGGCCAUACCUCACCACCCUAUUGCAAAUCGAUCACUACCCACUAAUCAAAAUUACCCACAAAAUAUAAAAAAGUAAAAAUGGGGAAGCCAUCGACGAACAGGGAUUGGUCGCAGAUCUACGUGAUAUACGGCAUGGACCAGUGGCAGACCCUGCUCUUCCUCCUGCUCCACGCCGUCGUCUUCUCCUCCAUGUCCGUCCUCUUCCUCCUCUACUUCGACCCCAUCUGCGCCUACUUCGAGGCGACCCUCCUCUCCUCCGCCGCCUGGGCCCGGUUCGCCGCCGGAUUUGCCGGGUGCGUGACGGCGCUGUCGGCGGUCUGCAUGUUCUACGCCGCGGGGAACUUCUUCUACUCGGCGCUGCCGCUGCGCCACGACAUGGCCCAGCGGAUCGUCGGCGCGGUCAGCGACUGGUCGACGGUGAAGAACGCGCUCGACCUCGGGUGCGGCCGGGGUAUCCUGCUGAAUGCGGUGGCGACGCAGCUCAAGAAGACCGGCAGCUCAGGCCGGGUCGUGGGGUUGGCCCAGUGCAAGAGGACCGCCCUCUCUACUUUAAGGACCGCAAAUAUGGAAGGCGUGCAAGAGUACGUGACGUGCCGGGAGGGAGACGCGAGGAGGCUGCCGUUCCCGGACAACUACUUCGACGUGGUGGUGUCGGCGGCGUUCGUGCACACGGUGGGGAAGGAGCACGGCCACCGGACGGCGGAGGCGGCUGCGGAGAGGAUGCGGGUGGUGGGGGAGCUGGUGCGGGUGCUGAAGCCCGGCGGGGUCGGGGUCGUCUGGGACAUGGUCCACGCGGCGGAGUACGUGCGGCGGUUGCAGGAGCUGAGGAUGGAGGACAUCCGGGUGUCGGAGCGGGUCACGGCCUUCAUGAUGAGCAGUCACAUCGUGUCGUUCACCAAGCCCAGCGAGCACGUUGUGGGCCUCGGUGAGGUCCGUUUGGACUGGAGAUGAAGGCGGGGUAUAUACCAUAUAGUUUUUAAUAUUUUAAUUGCAAUCGUUCUUUUGG